CACAACCACACUGUUCUGUUUUAAACUAUAAACAACCACACUGUUUCUAUUUUAAACAUGUUUCUCAAAUAAUCAAAAACCCAAAAAAGAAAAAAGAAAAAUUGAAUCUCUGUUAUUUUUUGAAUUAGAAAAACAAGGAUCAGCAAGGUGAAGAAGAGAAAGAGAGGAGGUAGCAGUAACACCAUGGGAGUGGAUUACUACAAGAUAUUACAAGUUGAUAAGACUGCUAAAGAUGAUGAUUUGAAAAAAGCUUAUAGGAAAUUAGCCAUGAAGUGGCAUCCUGAUAAGAACCCAAAUAACAAAAAAGAAGCUGAAGCAAAGUUCAAGCAAAUUUCUGAAGCUUAUGAGGUCCUUAGUGAUCCACAAAAAAGAGCAGUGUACGACCAAUAUGGUGAAGAGGGUCUAAAGGGGCAAGUACCACCACCUGGUGCUGGUGGUGCUGGUCCUGGUGGAGCUUCAUUCUUCUCCACAGGAGAUGGGCCUACAACAUUUCGGUUCAAUCCCCGCAACGCUGAUGAUAUUUUUGCUGAAUUUUUCGGGUCUUCAGGUCCAUUUGGAGGGAUGGGAGGUGGCAGUGGAGGCAUGAGAGGGACAAGGUUCCCAGGUGGGAUGUUUGGUGAUGCUAUCUUUAGUUCUUUUGGUGAAGGAGGUGGAGGGUCAAUGCAUCAAAGUGUUCCUAGAAAAGCUCCUCCAAUUGAGAAAAGGCUGCUUUGUAGUCUUGAGGAGCUUUACAAGGGGGCUACCAAAAGAAUGAAGAUAUCUAGGGACAUUGUCGAUGCAAGUGGCAAGACCAUACAAGUGGAGGAGAUUCUAACCAUUGACAUAAAGCCUGGUUGGAAGAAGGGCACAAAGAUCACCUUCCCUGAGAAAGGGAAUGAGCAGCCGAAUUCAAAACCAGCAGAUCUAGUUUUCAUUAUUGAUGAAAAACCUCACCCUGUGUUCACUCGUGAUGGAAACGACUUGAUUGUCACACAGAAGAUUCCCUUAGCUGAAGCCUUGACAGGUUACACUGUCCAUCUCACCACCUUGGAUGGAAGGAAUUUGACCAUUCCGAUCAACACCGUGAUUGAUCCAAACUAUGAGGAGGUUGUCCCACGGGAAGGGAUGCCAAUCCAAAAGGACCCAACAAAGAGAGGAAAUCUGAGGAUCAAGUUCAACAUCAAGUUUCCAACAAGGUUCACUGCAGGGCAGAAGGCAGGAAUCAAAAAACUCUUGGGCUGAGAACAUCAAUGCCAAUAUUUAAUGCACAACACAACUCCAUAGAAAUGGAGCAGUUUUGUAAAUACAAAUUACAUAAAACGUAGUAUUUAGAUUGGUUCUUUUUGAUACAGAACUUGUUAUAUACGCUCCCAGUUUUUAGUAGUUUCUGUUUCAGAGCAAGAAUGCCAUCUUUCUAAAUACAUCGAUGUGCUUAAAGGUGUACUGAGGAACUUAUCAGUUACAAUUUCAAUUAAAAUUAGCUUUUGUUGA
Populus trichocarpa (black cottonwood) is the source of this 1470-nucleotide messenger RNA. RefSeq lists its product as uncharacterized. The record is from RefSeq and is a predicted model, not a curated record. Bases 184 to 1221 code for a protein of 345 amino acids. Gene Ontology annotation, molecular function: protein-folding chaperone binding. Gene Ontology annotation, cellular component: cytosol. The transcript has 3 exons. Lineage: Eukaryota; Viridiplantae; Streptophyta; Magnoliopsida; Malpighiales; Salicaceae.